AUGCGAGCGCAGUUCUCAUCAAUUGCUGCUGGUCAAUGGUUAUCUAUCCGGCUGUCGAUUAUAGCCGUGAGUAUCGUUGCAGCGAUUGCCGUUUCGGCAGUGAUACAGCAUCAAAUCACGGGAGUCGAUUCAGGCCUUGUCGCGUUGGCAAUAACGUACGCGUUAUCGCUGACCAGCCUACUGAACGGACUUUUGGGUUCCUUCAUCGAAACCGAGAAAGAAAUGGUAUCUGUUGAGAGGAUAGAUGACUACCUCACAAAUGUACAAUUGGAAGAUGACAGUGGCGAAGGGGUGUCAUUGCGAUAUAAUAGCUAUUUGCCGCUGGCUCUUGAUAAUAUCAACCUCUCAAUAAACGCUGGCGAGAAAGUGGCGAUUGUUGGUAGAACGGGCAGCGGGAAAAGCAGUAUAUUCCAGGCCCUCCUUCGGAUGAUAUCAAUAGAAUCUGGUAAAAUAUUGCUGGAUGGAGUACCCAACUUCAUCGAUUCCUCUGCCUGUGUUACGGCCGGAUCACUUUUCGAGAAUCUGAUAGUCGGCUGUGAGCACGUCGACACAAGUCAAGUUGCCACUAUCGCUCGUGUGGCACAUCUAGAUACCCUAAUGACUCGAAUUGGUGGUCUAGAUGGCCUGAUUGACGAAGGCGGCAAGAACUUGUCGUUUGGAGAACGACAAAUCAUCUCAAUUUGCCGUGUUCUGUUAGCAAAAUGCAAGGUGGUACUGAUCGAUGAGGCAACAUCACAUUUGGAUGAAACAGUUCAUCGUCGAAUGAUGUCGUUGAUUUCCGUUCACUUACCAAUGGCGACAGUCAUAUGUAUCACACAUGUUCUUCACGGGCUGUCCGAGUUUGAUACGGUAAUAGAGAUGGCAAACGGGAAAGUGCUUCGUCAAGGACCCCCAAUGGAGCCGAUUUCUCAUGAAAUUCGGUCUUAA
This is a messenger RNA of Cooperia oncophora, 927 nucleotides long. NCBI's taxonomy places the organism in Eukaryota, Metazoa, Nematoda, Chromadorea, Rhabditida, Trichostrongylidae. The record is from the annotation of a GenBank genome assembly.